Messenger RNA from Bactrocera latifrons, 4761 nucleotides. RefSeq names its product cAMP-specific 3',5'-cyclic phosphodiesterase-like. Gene Ontology annotation, molecular function: 3',5'-cyclic-AMP phosphodiesterase activity. The record is from RefSeq and is a predicted model, not a curated record. NCBI's taxonomy places the organism in Eukaryota, Metazoa, Arthropoda, Insecta, Diptera, Tephritidae. Gene Ontology annotation, cellular component: cytosol; perinuclear region of cytoplasm; nucleus. Gene Ontology annotation, biological process: signal transduction.
UGUCGCCGCGACGACAGCAAUGAGACAUAUACAUUUUUUUCAGCCAUUUAACAUUUUAAGCAAAGUAUUUAGUGUUUUUUAAAUAAUACACACAUUGCUUGCAAAUCAAAAAACAUAUACGCGUACAUAAUUCAAGUGGACGGUGGUGAAAAGUGUUGUUGAUACGCGUGCGUGUGCCGUUGGACGAACCAUAACGAGAAAAAAGCAAAACGCUGUGCAGCUGUAAGGUGGAAAAAAUAUUUAUUGAAAAAAAUUAAAAUGCUCGAACGGCAAAUCUGUCAUUUCCAUUGAGUGAGGCGGUCAGUGCGGUGCAGUGUCGGGCCGUAUGUAUUACACAUUGCUGCAUAGUGAGUAGGUCACAGCAGCGCAAAGCUAAUCAGGCAGGCAAAAAAACAAAAAACAAAAUGCAGUGUCACUGAUUGAAAAAAAGUGUGAUAGCGUGAAUAAAAAAACCAUACUCUGCUUAAAAAUAAAUUAAACAGUUAAAACGUCACUAGCACAGCAGCUGCGGCGUGAUGCCACUCGCGCACCAAAUGGCAGCGGCGGUAAAUUAUCAAAAGCUAUAAAACAGAAUUCUUGAAAUAAUAAGAAAGCCAACUCAAUCGCGCUGAAAACAAUAGCAGUGACCGCGCGCCGUGCAAGCAGCAGACGCUGGUGCGGGGAGAACAGCAAGAACAAAAGCGAAGAAAAAACACAAAUCAAAAGGCGCAUAGGGCAAAGCAACAGUGCAGUCGGUGUACCUAUGCAGCUGUGCUCGCAUAUAUUUGCAUUAGUCGUGUGUGUGUUCGCGUGUAUUUAACUGUGCACAAGCACAUCACAGAAUUGCUGCCUUACUUAAGUGAAUUAAAAGCGAGAAAGAAAAAAAGUAUAAUCGGCACAAAAAUAGCAACAACAAAAAGAAACAUAAUGCACUGCCGCUGACAUUUCGGACUAUCAGUGAGACAGGCUGGCGCUAUUGCAGUGCGCCGGCCAAGCAGUUAACUACAACAACGCGUGGAGUUGCUUACGAAAAUCGAAAAUCAAAUCUUGUUGUGAAAAUAGUUACAAGAAGUGUUAUUGAAAAGUGAAAAGUAUUGUGUGCUGGCACUGCAGUAUAGACAGCGCCUGCAGUGACGGUUUUCAUUCAUGCACGUACAUGUGUGUGCAAGCGCAUGUGCUUUCGGCGUAUUUGCGACUUCUACCGCGGUAUGCUAUUAAUUAUUAUGCAAAUAUUCCAAGCAACUAAUAAAAAAACAAUUUUAAUCAAAACCUAUAGUACAACCACAUAAACUCAAAUUAAAAAUUUUAUCACAAAAAAAUACAUAUAAAUCAGUGCUCAUAGUGAAACUUACGGAAAAAACGAACCAACCGAAACGCAAAAUAUACUCCCGUUAGUGAUUAGUGUUAACAAAAUGCUCCAGCGGCUAUGAUUGCCACACUAUUCAUCUUUUUUGCAUUUAUACGUGCGUUCCCUUGGCGGAGACGACGACCACGUCCACUGCAACUCCCACCAGCCACACCGAACCAGGCGUUACCGCCUACGUCAACAAACACCACCACAACAGAAUCCCACCCAACAACAAUUACAAUAGUGCCAACAACAUCAGGCGAAUACCGUGAAAAACCGCCGCCCACAACGCCACUCACGAACGGCAGCGCCGUGCCGAGCAUACAACACGCAGAUGCCACCACCAGCAGUAACGACACUUAUGAUGCAGUCAAACCGAUAACAUCCGGCGAUGAGCUGGAGGAGACACCGCGACGCUCAUCCGUAUUACAGACGCGCCGCAAAUCUUCGAAAUCACUCAAAUACCACGAAGUAACUUUCAGCGGCAGCGUCGGUGGUGGCGAGAGUGAUGACAAUGAGCACGAAACACCGCAGACACGACGCAGCUCCCACCACAAAGUGCACCAACAUCACCACCACCCACUCCAGCAACAGCAACAGCAACAGCGACAUCUGUUGCAGCAUCAGCAAACACUGAGCGCCAACUCGCGUCCCACCUCACCGGAUAGCCAUAGCCAUAGCUCGGCUUCACACUAUCGCUCGCUCAGCAGCGGUCGUACGCGCACGUCCACCGAUUAUGAAACUGCUAGCAGUGAGUUGUAUAACAGUGCCAGAUCGCAGUUGGACGCAACAGCUGACACAAACGCUAGUGGCGGCAGCUUUGAUGCGACGCAUGCGUACGCUGUCAGCGGCACAAAUGGUCAAUUACCCGCAGCUACCAGUAGCGUACGCAGUUUAGCAGGCAGUCGUCGUUUUCCACCGCGGCGCGCCGCCACACUCGCCACCGAUACGCUGGUGGGUACGGACGAUGAGGGCGCCGUUACCGACGCACACGAUGAGGAUGGUGAAGAGGCGUGCGACGAUGAUGAUCACGAUCCAGAUUCAUAUGAUCGUGAAACGGAAGAGUUCUACAGCAAUAUACAAGAUGCUGUAUGCCCGUCGGGUACGCGCAGUAAACGUUCAUCGCUCUUCUCGCGCUCCGAUUCGUCAGCUACCACAACUUCGUCGAGUGGUGGUGGUACUUUCACGGGCGGUAAGCGACGUUCCACCGCUUCGAUUUUAUCGUCGUCGAUGUGCUCCGAUGUCAUACCGAUCGAUAGACGCAGUUCGACCGCCACCGAGUAUAGUGUACGAUCAGCGUCGGGUCAGCGGCGUUCAAGCGGACGUAUACGCCGUUAUAUAUCACGCAUGACGAUCGCCGGCGCACGACGACGCACCACUGGCAGCUUCGAUGUAGAAAAUGGCCAAGGCGCUAGAUCACCGCUUGAAGGCGGCUCACCAAGCGCCGGCUUGGUGCUGCAAAAUCUUCCACAACGUCGCGAAUCGUUCUUGUACCGCUCGGAUUCCGACUUUGAGAUGUCGCCAAAGUCGAUGUCACGCAACUCAAGCAUUGCAAGUGAAAGGUUUAAAGAGCAGGAGGCCUCUAUCCUGAUUGACCGAUCUCAUGGUGAGGAUCUUAUUGUGACACCAUUUGCCCAAAUUUUGGCCAGCUUACGUUCGGUGCGCAACAAUCUCUUAAGUCUGACAAAUGUACAAGCAUCCAACAAGCGCCCAACACAAUCGUCCAGCGUGGGACGUACAUCCACAGCCGGCGUUCAAUUGGUCCAAGGCGAUGAAUCCUACACACGUUUGGCCACAGACACCAUCGAGGAGUUGGACUGGUGUUUGGACCAACUGGAGACCAUACAGACACAUCGCAGUGUGUCGGACAUGGCAUCGCUCAAGUUCAAGCGUAUGCUCAAUAAAGAAUUAUCACACUUCAGCGAGUCGAGCAGAUCUGGCAAUCAAAUAUCGGAGUAUAUUUGUUCCACAUUUUUGGACAAGCAACAAGAAUUGGACCUGCCAUCGAUGCGCGGCGACGACAACCCCGACCAACACAAUAUGCUUACACAGCAUCAGCGCUCCCGUUCGCCACGUGGUCCGCCAAUGUCACAGAUAUCGGGCGUGAAACGACCACUCUCCCAUACGAACUCUUUCACCGGCGAACGUCUGCCCACAUUCGGCGUGGAAACGGUGCACGAGAAUGCGCUCGGCACACUGCUCGGCGACGUCGACACCUGGGGCAUUGACAUUUUCAAAAUUGGCGAUCUGAGCGCCAAUCGUCCACUCACCUGUGUGGCAUACACCAUAUUUCAGAGUAGAGAACUACUGACCAGUCUUAUGAUACCACCGAAAACUUUUAUUAAUUUUAUGACUACUCUGGAGGAUCAUUAUGUUAAAGACAAUCCGUUUCACAAUUCACUGCAUGCGGCUGAUGUGACACAAAGUACAAAUGUACUGCUCAAUACACCGGCGCUGGAGGGCGUAUUCACAUCGUUGGAAGUGGGCGGAGCAUUGUUUGCUGCUUGUAUACACGAUGUAGAUCAUCCCGGUUUAACGAAUCAAUUUUUAGUUAAUUCAAGCUCCGAAUUAGCCUUAAUGUAUAAUGACGAAUCUGUUUUGGAAAAUCAUCAUUUAGCAGUUGCCUUUAAAUUAUUACAAAAUCAAGGAUGUGAUAUAUUCUGUAAUAUGCAAAAGAAACAACGCCAAACAUUAAGGAAGAUGGUUAUCGAUAUUGUCCUCUCAACAGACAUGUCAAAACACAUGAGCUUGCUGGCCGAUUUAAAGACUAUGGUCGAGACGAAAAAGGUCGCCGGCUCCGGUGUGCUAUUGCUGGACAACUACACCGAUCGCAUACAGGUGCUCGAAAAUCUGGUACAUUGUGCCGAUUUAAGUAAUCCAACCAAACCGUUGCCAUUGUACAAACGCUGGGUCAGCCUACUUAUGGAGGAGUUCUUUUUGCAGGGCGAUAAAGAACGUGAAUCGGGCAUGGACAUUAGUCCCAUGUGUGAUCGUCAUAAUGCCACAAUCGAAAAAUCGCAGGUCGGAUUUAUCGAUUAUAUUGUGCAUCCAUUGUGGGAGACAUGGGCCGAUCUGGUGCAUCCCGAUGCACAGGAUAUACUUGAUACGCUUGAAGAGAAUAGAGACUAUUAUCAGAGCAUGAUACCACCAUCACCACCACCAUCGGCGGCCGACGAUCAACCCUCCGACGAUAAGAUACGAUUUCAAGUAACACUUGAAGAGUCCGAUCAAGAGAAUCUAGCCGAACUGGAAGAGUGUGAUGAGAGUGAGCAUAACAAAGCGGAAGCAGCAACAGUGACGACGGCAGCGGGUGAGCACAAGCCGUCGGGGAGUGAGAAUCAAAGCCAUCACGGUGGAAUGUGACGGAGAGUAGCGGGACUAUGUAAGAAAAUCACCGAAAAGGCGCAAAAUUUUUUGCUAAUACGUUAGUAUUA